CAUAUUUGUCUGCUACUUAGUCGUCCUUAUAUAACACUAUCCUGAGGAGCUCCUGCAUUAUUCCUGACAUACUCUGGGGAUGCUAAGAGAGAACGAGGGAGAUAUGUCAGGAAAGGGGAAGAAACUCCAACUUCUACGCUCCAUUACAAAGUCGGAUGCGGCAAACAAGACGUCAAUCCUGGUAGAUGCGUCGAAAUACAUCAAGGAACUCAAGGACAAGGUUGAAGAAGCAUCCACCGUUGCUUCAGCAGCUGACAGUAGCAGCUCCGGUUCUGGCAGCGCCGUGGCAGCAACACAGGUGAGCGUCUCGUCAGUGGAUCUGGAUAACAACAGCAGCAACAGUAGUAGCAGGAGAGGCUUCCGGAUCAACGUGUCGAUGGCAAGGAGCCGGGCGGGGCUGCUGGUGUCCGUGCUGGAGGCCUUGGAGGACCUCGGCAUCGACGUCCUGGACGCCGACGUCUCCUGCGCCGACGACACCGCCUUCCGCCUCGAGGCGCUGGGAUCAGGUCAGGGUCAGGGCCAGCAGCAGGCUGCAAGUGGAAGCGUGGAUGAGCAAAAGGUUCGCCAGGCGGUGUUGCAGGCCAUCAACAAAUGCAUCAACGAUGACGACGAGUAACAACAGAAGACUAUGAAAGAAACCUGAACAUUGCCAUUGGUCCUUGGAGCUCAUGCAAGAGCAAGCUUGGCCAAGGAAUUCGAUCGUCAAGUUAAAGCUAGUUUUAAUUUCUGUCGUUCCUCAGCAUGGUUAAUAAUUUCACAACGAAACACGCUUCCUGUGUGUUGCAGUUGCAAAUUUUCUACCCAAUGCAAAUUAACACGCUUCCUCAGCAUUGGCCAAGGAAGCAAGUCUCUGUAAUAGCAUUUUCUACCCAAUGCAAAUUAACACUUUCCUGUGUGUUGCAGUUGCAAA
Molecule: messenger RNA, 910 nt
Organism: Panicum virgatum (switchgrass)
Lineage: Eukaryota; Viridiplantae; Streptophyta; Magnoliopsida; Poales; Poaceae
Exons: 3
Coding region: 80-616 (178 amino acids)
Biological process (GO): regulation of DNA-templated transcription
Cellular component (GO): nucleus
Molecular function (GO): sequence-specific DNA binding; DNA-binding transcription factor activity
Source: RefSeq, a predicted model, not a curated record